CCGCACGUAGCCCCGCCCACAAUCACGUCGAAAUACGAGUGGGAGCAAACUAAGCGGCAACGGAGCAGAGUGUGCUCAAUUUUUACAUUUGACGUCCAAAUCGAACAACGCUUUUCACAGUCAACACCAAAACCCGCAGCGGACUCAUCGAUUGUUGUAUCGUCAAACAAUCCAAGGUUAUUGCAAUGAUUUGCUCAUUGUACCAGAAAACGUCAGGAAAUGUUGUGACUUCCCCUUUAGUGGAUUUGAUGUUUCGAGGGCGACGUGUUGGAUGGAGUGUUAGCGCAGUCCAAUUCGACUGUCUUCCAUUUGCAAGUACUGACCUAGAGAAGACAAAGAGGCUGGAUCUGCUGUUUUGUGCAAGAUGAACCACUCCAACUAAGACUCCGUCUGAAGGACUUCAGAGUGACCAAAAAGGAUAAUGGACGAGCUCCAGGAUGUACAGCUGACUGAGAUCAAGCCUCUCCUGACUAGUAAGAAUGCACGAAACUUUCAGGAUUUUGACUGUCAGGAGCAUGACAUUGAGACUCCUCAUGGCGUUCUUCACGUGACAAUGAGGGGCGUUCCCAAGAGCAACAGACCCAUCAUCCUCACCUAUCACGACAUUGGCCUCAACCACAAGUCAUGCUUCAACACUCUGUUCAACUAUGAGGACAUGCAAGAGAUCACACAGCACUUCGCCGUGGUUCACGUGGAUGCACCUGGUCAGCAGGAGGGCGCACCUCCAUUUCCCAGCGGCUAUCGCUAUCCAACUAUGGAUGAGUUGGCUGAAAUGUUGCCUUCUGUAAUGACUCAGCUCAAGGUCAACAGCGUUAUUGGGAUUGGCGUGGGAGCAGGCGCAUACGUUCUCUCCCGCUUUGCUCUGAACAAUCCCAAUCUGGUGGAGGGACUGGUGCUCAUCAAUAUCGACCCAUGUGCUGAAGGUUGGAUUGACUGGGCAGCUUCAAAACUCUCUGGAUGGACUAGUAACCUGGUUGAUGUUGUCAUGGCUCAUCAUUUCAGCAGUGAUGAGCUAACAGAGAACCAGGAGCUGAUCCAAACUUACCGGUUGCAUAUCGCUCAAGACAUCAAUCAGGACAACUUGGCCCUCUUCUGUGGCUCUUACCAAUAUCGCCAGGACCUGGACAUCGAACGGCCCAUCGUAGGUUUGAAUGAGCAUGCCGUCAACACACUAACGUGCCCUGCUUUGUUGGUAGUUGGUGACACAUCACCUGCUGUGGACGCUGUGGUGGAGUGCAAUUCCAGGUUAAAUCCAACAAAGACCACUCUGCUGAAGAUGGCUGAUUGUGGAGGCUUGCCCCAGGUUGUGCAGCCGGGGAAACUUGCCGAGGCCUUCAAGUACUUUGUCCAGGGAAUGGGCUACAUGCCGUCUGCAGGAAUGACUCGCCUGGCUCGCUCGCGCACCGCUUCUUCUUCAAGCACCACCUCCAUGGACAGCAGUCGCAGCCGCCACAACCUGAACAGCCUGCUGGAGAACAACGCCCCUGCGGCGCUGGACUGCCAGGCUGGACCCCAAACCAUGGAGGUGUCCUGCUAAAGUCGCCGCUUGUGUGUGCUUCCUUCCUUUGUAACUUAUUGACCCUAUCUGGUCCGCUUUCUCUUUCCUUCAAUUCAGUGCCCGCUGGUUCUGUAAGGAACUACGUGAUUUAGAAAAAGAUGUAAUAGCUAUAUAAACAAACAUAUAUUCUUAAAUAUAAUAUUAUAAAGACUACAUUCCUUAACCAUUAAUACUGAUAUAUUCAGAUGUUAGGAACUCACCUUAAUUGUAUUUGUUUUUAGUUUGUUCCAAGGUGUACCGCCCAUCAAUGUUGUUAAUACAAAAUAACUGUUUUUGUCAUUGUAUGCUACAACACUUACUGUUUUAACCUGUGUCUUUACUUUGAAGUUUAAACAUUCUGCCCCUAUGGGCUCUGAACCACUAUAUGUUUGUGUUUUUAAAUUGAAUUGUUAGCUUAAUAGUAAAAUUACAUUAUCAGAAAUCAUUUUCGAUGGCUUUUGAAGAACAAGAAAAAAAAAAUCCACAAACAAGAAUAAUGAUCGAAUACCGAUUCAAUCUUACCAGGAUUUGGAUGACUGAGAAUCUCCGUAGACAUAAAGAUUAAACCAAAUUUUAGGAAACCACAUUCGUAUUUUUUAAUUGAUAUUGUGACAGUAGGUUAAGAAUGACUCGGCCAAUUAUGCUGUCAGACCAACAAAAUGGAGCUACAGAUGGAAGAGGGGUGGUCUGUACUAAAUGUAAACUUAAAAUGCCCGGUUUAAAAAAAAAAAAAAAAAAAAAAGCUUAGAUAUUUAGCAUUAAAGAAAACGUGCUACUGCCUGUUUAACCUUGUUUACAUUUAAUUGUUUUCCCCCAUUUAUAUUUAUAUGUUGUAGUUUUUUUGUUUAUUUUAAUGCAGUGUUUAAACAACCCGUGACAUUCAGCCCAGGGGUUCCUCUCACUUGUCUGCUGACUCUUUUACUUACUCAAU
Molecule: messenger RNA, 2468 nt
Organism: Syngnathoides biaculeatus (alligator pipefish)
Lineage: Eukaryota; Metazoa; Chordata; Actinopteri; Syngnathiformes; Syngnathidae
Gene: ndrg3a
Product: ndrg family member 3a
Exons: 18
Coding region: 422-1537 (371 amino acids)
Biological process (GO): signal transduction
Cellular component (GO): cytoplasm
Source: RefSeq, a predicted model, not a curated record